GCUAUUAUAGAGGGCAGCACCCUUUUAUCAUUUAAAUAGCUUCACCUGAGAAAGCAGUUGACAAAAUCUUGUCGCCGGAUUUUGAUUAAAAUGAUGGAUAAUGUGGCCAGUUUACUGGGUGGAUAUUGCAAUAUGUGACAGUGUAACCACCAAGAGAAUCCAUAGGAAGGAGAAAAUACAAGGUACCUGCUAGUUGAUUGGUUACUACAGAGGAAGUUACCAAGGCAACCAAUCGAGAUGGGAGUCGAGAGUUUAGUGAAGAGUUAUGGGGAGGACCUCCUGCAGUUCAUAAAGGAGAACCAGGCGGAGAAAUUCAAAAUCCUUUGUGAUAAAUACCUUAAGAAAGAGAAAUGGAUUCAGAAAUUGUGUAUAGCUGAUGUGAAAUACAAACCAACCAAACAAAUUGUGUGUCCAUUGAUAGCUGCAGCAAGGUUAGAUGAUACUACGAUUUUACGGUAUAUGAUCAGUAAAGGUGUUGAUGUGAAUUUUAUCCAUCGGAGCCAAAUAGGGCGUCGUAUGGAGAUGGUCACACCUCUUCAUGUGGCGGUCGAUACAGGAAAUUACGAUGGUGUACAGGGACUUCUUAAAGCAAAUGCAGAUUGUAAUAUUAGAGAUCAUAACCUGGAGACUGCAUUACAUAUUGCAGUUAAAAAAGCUGACAUUGUUAUGGCAAGGAUGAUGUGUUCACAUGGUGCCCAGGUUAACCUAGCAGAGAGGAAUGGUAAUGCUCCAUUACACAUAGCCACCCUGUAUGGUCACACACAGAUGGUCAUACUUCUCCUUAAGUAUGACGCUGAUGUCUAUAUGAAGGGUCAAGCAGGAGCAAUACCUCUACAUAUAGCAGCCAGAGAAGGUCAUAAUCACCUUAUCAAACUUUUUGGUUCAUUAGAAGUCAAUAUUAAUCGUAAAGUGCCAUGUUUUGCGGAUCAGAGAGAAAAAGCGCCACUUCAUGUCGCAGCAGAAAAUGGUCACUAUGAAACAGUGGCUGCUCUGUUGAAUAACUGUCAUGGAGAUAUCACAUCAAUGGACUCUGAUUGGCAAACGGCUCUCCAUAAUGUUGUGAUGCAUCCUUAUGACAACCAUGUUAUGAGGGAGAAGGCUCAUUACACUGAGACAGCACGAAUCUUACUGGAACACCAAGUUGAUGUUGAGAAACAGAAUGCCUUUGGGGAAACUGCUCUGCAUCUUGCGUGUAUGAAUCACUAUCAGCGUAUCGUAGAGUUGUUACUUGAAUAUGGUGCUGACCCGCAUGCUAAAACUAACGAAGGAUAUGGUGUGAUUGAUGUAAUACCAGAAUCAGACACUGUCACCAGACAGAUUGUCAAAGCAGCAAUGGAGCAUCCUCCACGUCCGAGGACCAAAUCAGUCAUUUCAGAAUUUUCUGAUUUUGGUGGUACUAAUUCAGAAGCUUCAUCUACCCUUCCUUUGAAAACAUCCUCCAUGAGAGGUCCUCUAGGAGAUGCCUAUGCUCAGGUUAAUAAACACAGAAAUAAAAAUGGGCGACCCCAACCACAAAAUAUGAGUAUGGAUGAACUGCAACCUAACCUUGACCGUAUCUCAAUGGUUUCAAGUGUAUCCUUCAACUCAGUACUAGAUGAUAUCAAACGAGACCGCCCACAUAUAACUGACCCCUUGGGACCAGGAGGCCCUUCAGGUAUCACAGAGAGACCACAAAUGAAAGGCACCCCUACAAAACCUCUUCCAAAGGUCCCCAAGAAAGAUGAGAAUGAAAGUGGUGCUGUGAAGCGACGUCAUGCAAAGGACUCCCCCGAGGAGGAUGAUGAUGUAACGCCAACUGCAGAGAAGCGGUUCAGUUCAUUCCUUGGUGAGUCUGAACCUACAACACCAACAAGAACGCCGACACAGCUUACAUUUGAGCAGAGUGACCUCCCUACACCAACAGAUCCAAAGCCUCGCCAUAUCUCUUUGGAUCCUGAUACACAGUAUGAAAACACACAGCAACAGCAUCCAAAUCAACAGAAUAGGCAACCUGAAUCAAAUCAAUAUCAAAAUACCACACCUAAAUCUCCUGAUGCUCCAAAAUUCAAGCCUCCCCCACCACCACAUGCCAGGGCCCCUGUAAAACAAGCUGUUCAGUCAAAACCAAAUGAGGAACAAGUCUAUGCCAACUUUUCACCCUCAGAUACUUCAAUGGAAGACCCAAACAACCAACAUUCCACAGACCCCCGUUAUCAACCAAAUGAUGGUAUGCAGUAUGCCAAUCUCCCGAUAGCAACCCCUGAUAAAACAUUGCAUGAUGACGCCAAUUGGAACAAACACAACACAACAGCUGCCUAUACUGUAGAAUCAAAAAGUGAUGACCCUAAAAGAGAUAAGAGUGAGGAGGUGAUAUAUGCCAAUAGUCCUGUAGAAAGACCUAAGACAUUAGAAAAACUAGGUCAAAAUGACGCUAAGCCCCAAUACGCUAAUCUAAAUGGGGCAGAGUAUUCAGAAAGAGCUCCUAUGAGCUCAUUUGGAAAACAAGGAGAGAAACCAAAAUAUGGAAACAUAGAUGAUGUACAGUAUAUUAACAGUACUAAUGCAAAAAGAAGGGAGAAGGAGGGCCCAGAGUAUGCUAAUGUAAGUGAUGCUAUUGCAAGGAGAAAAUUGGAGGAGCCAGAGUAUGGUAACAUAAAUGAUGGUAGAGGUCAACCAGGCCCUCAAUAUGACAAUGUUAGUGAAUCGGCAAAGCCUAGGUCAGAAUAUGCCAAUCUUAAUACACCAACUGGAAGGCAUAGUGAUAAAGUCCAAUAUGCAAAUGUAAAAGACAAUACAGGCACAAAAUCAAGAAAGCCACUGCCUGAUGAGCCAAUAUAUGACAACUUUCCAAGUGGAAGUGGAAUGCCUGUAUCUGAUGAGCCACAACAUGGCCAUCCAAAAUCAAGAAAACCAUUACCUGAGGAGCCAAAGUAUGAUAACACCACAGGAAGGAAACCUUUACCCGAGGAACCACAGGAUGACAACAGGCCAGGAGGGAAACCUUUACCUGAGGAACCGCAGUAUGGUAACACCACAGGAAGAAAACCUUUACCUGAGGAACCAAAGUAUGGCAACACCAGAGGAAGAAAACCUUUACCCGAGGAACCCAAAUAUGGCAAAAGAAGACCUCUACCAGAUGAGCCGAAAUCCAACAAUAGAGGAGCAGAAUCUGAGCAACCAGUUUAUGCCAACACUAGUGAAUUGAACAUCACAGGUUCCUCUGUUGAUGACAUAAGUAUGAUGGAAGAUGAGGAACCAACUGAGUCACCUAGUGCUUUGCCUUUUGCCAACCGCCGUGAUCUAUGGGAGGUUAAGGCUCAGGAUACAGCCUUCAGUGAUAGGAUAGGAUCACUGACUAACCGCACCCCACCUGAAUUUGUGGAUAAAAACAGAAAAGAACGAGAAAAGAAUGAUCCACGCCUUCUUUCUACUGCAUCAAAUGCAUCAUCUGUGUUCCUUGAUGAUACCGCAUCCAGGGAAACACCCCCUCAGCUGCACCCCAGGGCAGCCAAUCAGGAAGCUAGGAUGAAAUUCCUCAUGGGGGACAAGUACCAAGAGCAGUUACACAGCACCCCCUAUCCUGGGAGAGAUCAGCCCCCUGGUAGGGACCACCCUGGGGCAUUCCAGUCGCCUGCUAGCCUUCAAGAAGUGAGUCAGCAGAGUAUGGAUUCAUUCCCAGAAGUCAGUGCUCUUUCAACAUUCACAUUGGAUAGCACAACAAUGGGGGAUACUUCCCAAGAGUCCAUGCAACAGUCAGGACCUCCACUGCCUGAGAAAAGUUACACAGCAAGCCAGCAGAAACCAACAUCAGGUGGACCAUAUGGCCAUAUCACUAACAGUCUGAACCGAACCUUAACCAAGGUACGUAACCUAGAUGACCCACAUGGGCAGGUCCCAGAGAAAGUUGAUGUCACAAUCAACCCUGGCAUCACAGGGAAGAAACCACUCCCUGAACCUACAUUAGAUGAUGAAUCCACACCUUCUCGGCCUCCUAAAACAAUAGGUACCCAACCCACAGGAGACAAGCCUAGGGGUAACAAGGCUCUACCUCCUGUACCCCCUGACGACCAAGAUGAUUUGCCACAAAGGCCACCUAAAUUCCUGCCUACUGAUCCAAGUGACUUACCAACUCCCAGUGAAACCCCUACUUCAGACAUCACAGAUAUAUCAGAAACAUCCGAGUCUGAUGCUACGAGAAUAAUCUCAUUUAAAGCCCCUAAGGAAAAGAACCCUCCUCCGAAAACACUAGAUGUUGAAGAACCAGCCACCCAGAGAGCUUCUCCAUCAAGGGGCUUUAGGCCCAGUGAGCUGACAACCACAAAGAAGGGAUUCAGACCUGUUGCAACUGAUAAGAUCCCUCAGGAGGGUGACUCUCCUGGAAGUCCUCCUAAAAGUCCCCUAUCUAGGCCUAAUGUCCCUCCUCCUGCCCCACCAUCACAAGCUAAAGAUAAACCUAAGGCAGGGAUAUCCAACAAAACUGUGCUUACAACAGAGAAGGACCAUGCUGCUAUUACAAACAUGUGGCUGGCACACCAAACCUUUGACCCUAACUCCAUCAAGGAAGAAGAUGAGUCUGAACUAAAGAGCCCCGGUAUAAAGGAAACUGAACCAAAUAAAGCUAAAGAUGAUAGCCAACAACACCUACAGGAUAGGCUAACUGCCAGAAGAGCAAGCAUUGGUUCAACAUCAUCUGAUGAAGAGCCAGAUGAUACUGGCACCCUGGUCACAGUCAGCAGUGAAGGAAAACUGGUACCCACCAGACUUGCACCUGCACCCCCAGUGACAGACUCUAAACAACCUAAAUCAUUCAAAUCUGCUAAAGAGCAACAAUAUGAAAGAGACAUUGAAGCUAUUAAGAACAAACACAAGCCAAAGGAUGAUCUAGCAGGAGCUGCAGUAGCUGGGGCUGUUGGUGGUAUGUUCCUUUCUCAACACCAACAACCUAAGAUUGAAACAAAUAUAGAUGAUGUCUAUGAACCACCUAAAAAGGAAACUAAUAUUGAUGAUGUAUACGAUGACGAUGAUGUGAUUGAAGAUGCUAAAGACAAACUACGAAAUGCUUCAGAUAAAAAUGGUGAUCUUAGACCAUCUAAAGCAGCCCUUAGUGAAUCAUCAGCGCUUGACUCUGGUACUGAUGAGCGUGUAGGUGAAGGUAGAAUUAAGAAAAAGAAAAAACAUGUAAGCUACUCUGAUCAUGAUGAAUACUUUGAAGUAGAGGAAUUUGAUGAUGAUGAAGACAGACCUUCAGCAUUCAUCUCCAUGCCUGGCGUAAAAAAAGUAGAUUUCUCAAAGUAUGACAAACGUUCCAAGGGAAAGGAGGACAGUUUGGGCAAGAUAGGAGGUUUGUGGAGCCAACAAGUAGAACAAGUAGCUGAGGUCCAAGCAACACAGGCUGACACUGUACAGAAAGUUGAAGUUGUUGAGAUUGUUAAUGUCGAAGAGGCUUCUGAAGAUGAAGAUGAAUUAGCAGCAGCUCAAGGCAAUAAUCAAGUUAAAGACAUAUUACGUGAGAGACCUGAUCUCUCUCACAGGGAUGUAGGGAAACCUAAUAUCGAUGACACCCCAAAUGAAACUACCAACCAAAGUGGAGAAACUAACAAAGCAGGACCUACUGGCCAAAACUACAACGACAAUGAGAAUAUGGUUGCAUCAAAACAGAAUCAGUUUAAACCCAUAGAUGCCAUGCCUGUAACACAUGCACCUGGACAACAAAGAAAGGAGUAUAGACCAGAUGAUGCAGAUUCCAAAGUUGGUAGCCUUUUCACAGCACAGGUCAUUGAAUCUGCUGCCAGAGUUGAAGGUUUGAAGGAAGGGAGGGGCCCAGAUGAAAAGAAAGUUGAUAGUGAUGGAGACACAAUCAGUCCAGAUAGCUCCCUUGAGAAUGAGUCUGGGUCAUAUGAUGUCAACAUGUCAUCUGUGAUACCUAGCGCGAUCUCUGAGGAACAAGAAGAAGACCAACCUAAGAAUAAAGGACAGGCUUUGUUUAAACGUAACAAGGACAAUCAGCAAGGUAAAGAGACUAAUAUUGAUGACAUCCUUGAAGCAAAUUGUGAUGAUGAUGCAACUGUGAAGCCAGGACGAGGAAAACCGGGGAGACUCUCACUAAGGGGUAAGAAGAAAUCAAAAUCGGGAGAUGGUAUGGAUGACUCUACAGUCAGUGAAGACAAAGAACCAAAUGAGAAUGUGAAUACACCCACUUCAAGUAGACAAGGUCAUCAAGGAAGACAGCCUCCCUUAAAACACGAUGACUCCAAUGCCACAGCAGAUCUUUUCAUGGCUCAAGUAGCAGCUGAUGCUGCACAAAAUCAAAUGGUUCUAGCUAAAAAUCAACAGCCACGAGUCUCAACUAAAAUACAAAAAACACCGGAAGUAGUAGAGACAUCCUCGAAUAAAGCUAACACCAGCUUUGAUGAUACAUCAUCAGUUGCUUCUGACACACCCAGCUCAGGGAAAACUAAGAAGAAAGGUGGUGGUCUCAUGGCUAGGUUUAAAAAAGAUAAAGACAAAACUCAUGACAAAGCCAACAAUGAUAGCCUUGAAGAGGAGCCUCAGAAGAUGGAGAGGGAAAAAGGAGGACGAUUCUCAUUUAGGCCAAAGAAGAAGGGAAGUAAACCAACAGGUACAGUACCACACUCUGUUGAGACCCCAAUAGAUGAUGAACCUACACCUAAGGAUACAAAGCUCCAUGAAGCUAAACAACAUCCUCCUAUACAGCCUCAAGUGACUGGUGAGCUCCAAAGACCAAAGCAUGCUCCUGUAACUAGCGACAAUGCUGAUCAGAAAGUAUCUGAUUUAUGGCUGGGUCAGGUUGCUUCUACAGCUGCUGCUGUUAGUGCUGAUUAUAACCAACACAAAGGCAAUCAAAGAGCAAAACCUUUGGAUCAUCCUGGUGCUAAGGGUAGUCCUCAAGGGCAUCCAAGACAACCAUCUAAGGAAACAAACAUUGAUGAUGUCUCUGAUGUUCCAAGACAACCAUCUAAAGAGACUAACAUUGAUGAUGUCUCAGAUGUUGCUCCAAAACGCAAACCUGUUGAGACAAAUAUUGAUGAUGACCUUCCCUCUCCAGAAGAUGAAGAAGGCCCAAUGAGUGCCAGCACCCCCGAAGCUAAGAGGAAAGCAUUCUUUACUGAUCUCGACUUAUUAGAGGACAGCAACAUUCAUAUAUCUAAACCUGAUAAGUCUCUCGAUACUCCACCUGUAGCUGCUUCAUCAAAACCAGUGCAGAGAAUUCAAAAGGAGAAGCCACAAAUCUCACCCAAACCAGUACGCCGUACGCCAUUAUCUCAAAAACAGCCCAAACAGGCAAUUGCUCCAGACAAUGCUGAUGAUAAAAUCCAGAAUUUAUUUUUGUCAACAGUUGCUGCAACAGCUGCAUCUCCGCAACGCCCAUACCAACCAAGAGAAACUCCCCCCAAACAGUCGGCACAAAUAUCUAGACCUGCCGACCUAGAGAAACCAUCACCCCAACAACAGUACCAUACUCCCCAAACUGAUCAGACCAAACCUAAAUCAUUCAGAGCUAAACCCAGAGAAGAGGAUCAACCAGCCGAAGAAGCUGCUCCUAUUUCUAAUAAGCCUCCAACUGGUGUAGCAGUUGCUAGUAAAUCAGAUGAGGCUAAAGCUGGAGACCAGCCCCAGAAAUCAGGAACAAUGUUCUUUAAUGUUGGAAGAAAUUGGAGAGACCUAGCUCAUGAACUUUUCAAAGAUAUCCAAGGUGAAAAGGAGACCCAGAAAAUGAUCAAAGACAUUGAGAAAUCAAAUAAGAAGCUGUCAAACAGGGUGAAUGAAUUGAUGAAUAGAUGGAGGGCUCAGAAGGGAGAAGAUGCAUCAAUUGAACAGCUUCAGAAAGCACUGGAGAGAGUCCAGUUGAAAUAUAUCUUGGAUAAGGUAGCAAAGGGAGCUGAUGGAGAAGCCCCUAAGGAGUCAAAGAAGGGUGGUAAAGAGGACAAAUCAGCUAGUGAGACAAUGUACGAACAUGUAGACAAAAACUGGCAGGAUGUUGCUAGAGAGUUGUUCCGUCAUUUACAAUCUAAGGCUGCAACUGAGAAGAUGAUUGAGAACAUUGAAGAUAGCCGUUCCACCAAAGAAGAGCGAAUUCAUGAUCUCUUGGACCAUUGGCUGGCUGCAAAGCAAGGUCAGGUCACAGUGGAUGAGUUACAAAAUGCUAUAGAUAAGGUAGAGCGGUGCAAGGGCCAAGUUCCUAUUGAUGAACCAGGCACAAGUACUAGCGGUGCCCCAUACCACCCCCAAAAUAAACAUGUUGAGCCACAAGAAGAAAGUACAGUAGCUGCCAUUCCCUUCAGAGCUGAUCCCCAAACAGGACAAGCCUUAUUUAAAUUUGACUCAAAGAGGUACCCCAAGGGUCAUAAGGUGCAUGGUCGCCGAGGAAGCAAUGAUGUUCCAAUGAUGGAACCCCAGACUGAAGAAGAGAAAGCAAUAAGGGAGGCAGAACGUGCUCUUGAGAAAGCUGCAAUGAAGAAAGAGUUUGAGGAAAAGGAAGCUGCUUUCAAGAAAGAACAAGAAAAAUACAGACUGAAAGAAGAACAAGCUAGGAAUAAUAUUUUACAAAAACAACGUGAAAAACAAGAAAAACUUCAGAAAGAGAAGGACUUUAAAGCUAAGAAAGAUGCAGCAAGGAGUGUUAAAGAUAUGGAGCAUGAAAGACAACUACAACAAAAACAAAUGGAAAAGAUUGCCAAGUGGCAGCAAGACCAGGAAGAUAAAGAAGCCAAACAAAAAGAGAAAGAGGAGAAAAAGGUGAAGAAGAAACAAGAAGAAGCAAAGAACCGUGAAGCAGCUGCUGCAAUUACUGGUGUAGCUAUUGCAGCUGGUAGCAUGACACCUGAAUCUUCCAGAUCUGGUGAUAUGCAGACCAUGGAGACACCCCCAGGUCAGGGUCAUGGUCAGAGUUACUCUGAUGAUAAUAUACAGGUCCCCAUGAGGGAAACCUCACUUGGAGGCAGAAGAAAGGAACGAGCUGGACGUACCGGUACUAUGGUUGCUGAUCUCAUAGGAGCUGAUCGUGAUCCCCGUAGUUUAAGUGCAGACGAAAUCAACAGGAGACCAAAAACCCGGUCAAUGGAUGGAGGCACUCGCCAUCCUGGUGUGCUGUAUCCAGGCGAGGAUCCACAGUAUGGUUGGGAAACUCCACCUAUCAGGUCAAAGAACCCCAGAAUGAAACACAAGCGAUCUUCUCCUGGGUCAGUUUAUGGGCCAGCAUCUGAAGGGGACAAUCGUAGCAUGGGGUCUGGGUCUAUAGGCUCUGGCUGGGAGAGGCAUACCAACUACACCAACUCACCAGAGAAACAGCUGUUCUUGUUCUUUAAGGUGAGCCAGAACUGGAAGGACUUGAGCAAGGCCUUGUUUAAAGACAUUAUGGACUCGAAGUCAGUUGCAAAAAUGAAUGAAGAGAUUGAACGCAAAUACCCCGAUACCUUAACUGAACGUGUAAAUGAAGUGAUGCAUCGUUGGUGGCGUAAAAAAGGCCAGAACGCCACAAUUGAAGAACUUCAGGGAGCACUUGAUGAGGUCAACCUUGGCUACAUACGCGAAGAAAUUGAAGAUGUGAUAUCAGAUAGCGAAUCAAGACUAUCACUAGACACAGAUUCUGUGUUCAUGGGACAGGAUAAAGAGCAGCCAUAUGAGGGUAGGGGAAGAAGCGUGUCAGAUGCAAGAUCCAUGAACAGUUGCGGACAGGUGUCCCGGACCUCUAUAGAUGGGCCCUCAUUCCCAGUAAAGAAACAGCAACCUAUGGAGACUACGCUGUAAGAGUUGUGAUGGUAAUCUAUACAAUGACAAGUCCUAAAGUUGGAAUGGUUAGAAUUCCCCUCUACAACAGUGAACCAUUUCUGUUUUGUCCUGUAGUGGAUGCACAAAUUUCGUUUCGUAUAUACAUGUACAAUGAGGAAUACAGUGAUAUCCUAGUAUGCCAUUCAUAAAGUGAACUAGAUACAGGAUUGAUAUCAUAUAGCAGUGCAUAAAUAGAGACAUAUGAUCGAUACAUGAAGGAUAUAUCAUGCAACGUUAUACAGAAUCAAUGGAUUGGAUUUAGCAAAUUGUAUCCAUUGAACACUGUGUUAAACCUUAACACAUUAAACAGAAGGAAUUAACAAAUUAUAAGUUAUUGAAAUUGGAAAUGCACAAAGAUACAUCACAUGAAUUCCAUAGGAUGUUGUUUAUACCUUUAAAUGGUGUAUAGUGUAGACGCUAUAAUCCUAUAAUCUUAAAAUGGUAUAUAGUCAGAUGCUAUAUUUGUUAUUACUUAUAAAUAUGGUGUAUUAAAAAAUAUAAAUAUUUGCUCCUUUAAAAUGGUGUAUAGUUUGAGCUAUAUAACUUAUGGAGAGGCUUUCAUCGUAACAUUCCUAUAUAAUUGUAGCAUUCUUGUAUUAUAGUAACAUUCCUGUAUUAUUGUACCCAAACUGAUAGUCCAGAUAACCAACAAGCAUUGUUUCUAUUAGGAAAUACUACAUUGGUCAUAUUUUCAUGAAAAUCUGAGUGUUGAAUACACAUUUCUUGCUAAUUCUAUGCAUUUCUCUCUUAAUUUUAAAUGAACUGUCUGAUUUUCUUAUAUUUCUAUACAAUUUAGAGUUACAAUUUACAAAUAUGACCACGAUGUUAUAUUUUCUAGUAGGAGGUUAU
This is a messenger RNA of Owenia fusiformis, 10617 nucleotides long. NCBI's taxonomy places the organism in Eukaryota, Metazoa, Annelida, Polychaeta, Sabellida, Oweniidae. The record is from the annotation of a GenBank genome assembly.